Messenger RNA from Penicillium oxalicum, 1227 nucleotides. RefSeq names its product ELL-associated factor. The transcript has a single exon. NCBI's taxonomy places the organism in Eukaryota, Fungi, Ascomycota, Eurotiomycetes, Eurotiales, Aspergillaceae. Bases 1 to 1227 code for a protein of 408 amino acids. The record is from RefSeq and is a predicted model, not a curated record.
AUGUCCACCAUGAUUGACCCGACCAAGCAGGCUGAAUAUCCGAUUGUCCUGGGUGACCGACUAGCCAAUGAGUCCAAUCUAGACCGGCUCAUUAAUGUGAACUACAAUUACAAAUCCAAGUCUGCAACACCUCAGCAGCGAUCAACAAUCACUCGAUCCUCUCAGUCGCGAGACCUCUACGAUUUGUCCGUCACCGAUAAGCCCUCGAAUGCCGACCACACCCUCACAUAUUCAUAUUUGGGUAGCGAAGACCCUUCCGGCGAUCAAUCGCUAGUUCUGGUCUUUGAUCCCGAACGCAAGGUGUUUGUGCUGGAACCUGUCUCAACCAAGCUCAACUUCAAUUUGCGAUCAGCGCCAGGGAAGACGGAGAAACAAGUCUUGGAGCAAUAUGAACAGCUACGGAUAUCACAAGAGGGUGACCGCACAUCAGGCGAGGACCGCAACGGAGGGAAUGUGACUGAAGACGAAGGACCGGCCGACGAGAGCAACCCGUAUGAUUUCCGGCAUUUCUUACCCAAGGAGGGUGCAGAGGACACCAGGCCCGCUUCACGGAACUCUACGCCAGAGCCAACCAACACAAGCAAAGCAAAUACUCCUGUCCUACCACCAAGUCGACCCGUGGCGAAGCCAGCACCACAACCAAAGGCCCCCAAGGCGUCAGCGAAUCCGCUGCGGGAAGUCAAGCGUGCGCAGAAACCACCUGCCAGGCCAAAAGCAGUUCAGGAGAAGCCGGCCGAGCGGGCUCUGGAACAGGUUUCUAACCGAGAACCGCUGGCUGAACAAGAAGAAUCUCGAUUGUCGGUAUCAGACGCUGGCACAGCAAACGGCUCGCAGCAGUCAGUCCAGUCGCCAGGUUCCAACAUCAUCAUCGAUGGCGAGUUGAUCAUCGACAUGGGCUCGCCACCUCCUAGGCGGGCUUUCAAAGUCAAUCCAUCUUUCUUUUCCUCCAACAAUACGCCCAACGAUGAUGAAGAGGCUCAUGAAUCCGAGGAAGAGAUGGAGUCAUUCAGACUACCAUCUCCAGCUCGGGAAACCCAGCCCCCUUUGACAGGUCCCGCAGAUACUGGAGAUGACCUGGAGGAUGAUGACGAUGCCUUGGCCGCUGAGAUGGAGGCCGCUUUUGAGGCCAGCGCACGCGAAGAAGAAGCCCGCGGUCACCAGUACGGAGGGGGCAACUACUUCAUGACCGCAGGCAGCGACGAAAGCGAAGUGAGCGAGGAGGAGUAA